UUGUUAUUUAUUGUGUGGCUGUGUUGCACGCUGUGCCUGCUGCAUGGGGCUGGCUGGCUGGCUUGAAAGGGAGAGAGUGAGUGAGUGAGGGAGUAAAGGGAGGGACAGACAGACUCACUCACCCGCCCGCAGUGGGGGGAGCCCCUUAGCUGGCACCACCAGGCCGUUUCCAGCGGAGCCCAAAGUUUUGCCUGCUGGAGAACACAGGAGCAACAGCAGCCUUUGGCUUAGAAUCUGGGUGCUGAUGGUGACGGUCACACAGUCGCAGUGCUUUUUCUAUCGCAUUCUGUGAACCAGUUUACUGAGCAAAUCCUGCCUCUGAGUACCCUGGAAAUGAAAAGGAGUUAAUCCCUUCCAGAACUUCCCCAGCUAUGAGUGAAAAUGCAUAAUAUCCGCAACUAAAACUGCUAACCCUUCCUGAAACAUGGCACAGUGACAGAAAAGUGAGGACAGUCAGGGUGAGAAGAUUGACCUUUUUGGUUGGCUGUAGCUGAAGAUUGCUUGACCAAAGCCGCUUAAAAGGUUUUUGAGUCAUGAUGCAAGAAUCUGGGACUGAGACAAAAAGUAACGGUUCAGCUAUUCAAAAUGGAGGGAGCACUGGUAACCAUUUACUAGAGUGCAGCCUACGGGAAGUGAGAUCAAACGGAGAGACAGCAUCAGUGGAAAUUGGUGCUGCAGAUCUAGUCCACCUUCAGCAGCAGCAGGCUCUUCAGGUAGCAAGGCAACUUCUCUUACAACAGCAGCAGCAACAGCAGCAGCAGCAACAACAACAACAACAAGUUAGUGGGCUGAAGUCUCCCAAGAGGAAUGAGAAACAGCCAGCCCUUCAGGUUCCAGUGUCAGUGGCUAUGAUGACACCUCAAGUUAUCACUCCCCAGCAAAUGCAGCAGAUCCUCCAGCAGCAAGUGCUAACUCCACAGCAACUUCAGGUCCUGCUCCAGCAGCAGCAGGCACUCAUGCUUCAGCAGCAGCAGCUUCAAGAAUUUUAUAAGAAACAACAGGAACAGUUGCAGCUACAACUUCUACAGCAACAACAUGCUGGAAAACAGCCUAAAGAGCCCCAGCAGCAACAGGUGACAUCACAGCAGUUGGCCUUUCAGCAACAGCUUUUGCAGAUGCAACAACUGCAGCAACAGCACCUCCUGUCUUUGCAACGCCAGGGUCUGCUAACGAUUCAACCUGGCCAACCUACCUUGCCAUUGCAGCCUCUUGCUCAAGGCAUGAUUCCAACCGAACUGCAGCAACUCUGGAAGGAAGUGACAGGUUCUCACACAGCAGAGGAAGCUGCAAGCAACAACCACAGCAGUUUGGACCUGUCGACAACAUGUAUCUCCUCUUCAGCCUCUUCUAAGACCUCCUUAAUAAUAAACCCUCAUGCCUCAACGAAUGGACAACUAUCAGUCCACACUCCUAAAAGAGAGAAUUUAUCCCACGAAGAGCACUCUCAUAGCCACCCACUGUAUGGGCACGGAGUAUGCAAAUGGCCAGGCUGUGAAGCAGUAUGUGAAGAUUUCCAGUCUUUUCUAAAACAUCUCAACAGUGAGCAUGCGCUGGAUGAUAGAAGUACAGCCCAAUGUAGAGUACAAAUGCAGGUUGUACAACAGUUAGAGCUGCAGCUUGCAAAAGACAAAGAGCGCCUGCAAGCUAUGAUGACUCACCUACAUGUAAAGUCCACUGAACCAAAAGCUACACCUCAGCCUCUGAAUCUUGUAUCUAGCGUCACACUUUCAAAGACUGCUUCAGAGGCGUCUCCACAGAGCUUACCUCAUACCCCCACCACCCCAACAGCACCCAUCACUCCCAUCACACAAGGACCUUCUGUCAUCACUACUACCAGCAUGCAUAACGUCGGACCUAUCCGAAGGCGGUACUCUGACAAAUACAAUGUGCCCAUCUCUUCAGCAGAUCUUGCGCAGAACCAAGAAUUCUACAAGAAUGCAGAAGUCAGGCCACCCUUUACAUAUGCAUCUUUAAUUAGGCAGGCUAUUCUUGAAUCUCCAGAAAAGCAGCUAACACUAAAUGAAAUCUACAACUGGUUCACACGAAUGUUUGCCUACUUCAGACGCAAUGCAGCAACGUGGAAGGGUGCUAUUCGCACCAACCUAUCCCUGCAUAAGUGCUUUAUCAGAGUAGAGGAUGAGUUUGGGUCCUUUUGGACUGUUGAUGAUGAAGAGUUUAAACGUGGCCGUCAUAUUCAACGAGGCCGUCCUCGAAAAUUCUGCCCUGAUGAAAACUUUGGCGAGCUUGUUACACAAAACCCUUCACUUAUUAAAAACAUGCAGACCAGCCACACCUACUGCUCACCUCUCAAUGCUGCUUUACAGGCUUCAAUGGCUGAGAACAGUAUACCUCUGUACACUACUGCUUCCAUGGGAAAUCCCACUCUGGGCAGUUUAGCCAAUGCUAUGCGGGAAGAUCUUAAUGGUGCAAUGGAGCAUGCGAACAGUAAUGGGAGUGACAGCAGUCCAGGACGUUCCCCUAUGCAAGCAAUGCACCCGGUGCAUGUCAAAGAAGAACCCUUAGAUCCAGAUGAAAAUGAAGGCCCACUAUCCUUAGUGACAACAGCUAAUCACAGCCCAGAGUUCGAUCACGACAGAGAUUAUGAAGAUGAAAAUGUAAAUGAGGACAUUGAAUGAAUAUGUCUGUGGUGUGAUCCUGCAAAUGAAGAUCACUGGGAGGGAGGAAAAAACAUAUCUUUCAAAAUUAGCUGUGAAAUCUCUCCCCAUUAUUGUAAAGUCUGGAAACACUUGGUCCAUUUUGACAGCUAUAAAGUACGUUAACUCUUAGUGCCAUCAAGUAUCCCAUUUGGGAGUAUUUUUGAUUUUUCUACUAUUUGUUGAAAAAACCCACAAAACAAAGGAAUUUGUACUUUGUGCAUUGGAUGGACUUGUUUGGUACUUGGGAUUCCCUCUCACAGUCAACAUCAGUGUUGUAAAUUUGUUCAACCAAUUCAUUUAUCCACAAUUUGGCAGCAGACUUUGGACUGCAAUUCUUCCAAUUUGGGACACUGAAGACAUCAAGCAGAGCAUGUACACAUAAUUGCAGAUCAAGCCUUUGCCCAAUUUAAGGAUUCCAAUGGACAAUAUUUGCACAGUAUCGCAUGUUGAUUAUCACUGCCUUUUCUUUUUAUCUUUCUUUUUUUGCUUCCAUUUGGGAUGGGGAAGUUGUGUGUGUGUGUGUGUGCACGUGUGCAUCUACUUGUGUGCGUGUGCACAUGUGCGUGUUUGUGUGUACUGAAGAGGGGUUAAAAGAACAUUUUCCCAAUUUUUUAGUGUACAACUUUGAUUCCUCCCCCCCCACACACACUUCUACACCAUUUUAAGUUCUGACCUCAGGCCUCAACUGGCCAGGGCCUUUUGAGGCUUAAAUGUUUUCUGUACUUUUGUGAUGAAUGUUAAUAGGUGUUUUUAUUAUACAAAGCUGAAUGUCCUUGGAAUUGUUUGUAGUUAUUUUUCUGCCAUUCAUUCCAGUUUCCUUCAGAUGCCAUAAUGUUUUCUUUAGCUAUGGAAAACAUUCCAUUUUGGGCUAUAUCCCCCCCCCCCGAAAAAGGUUCUCAAAAAGCUGCUGUAACCGUGUACAAAGAUAUCUUCCACCAGAAAGAAAGGUAAUACUGCAAGAGUGAAAACGAAAGGCAAACCAGCAUAAAACAGUGUAGGAUGCGGUGCAAAUUCAAUCCACAGAGCUGUGUACAUUGUCGUCAUCGUUUGGAUUUUUUUUUUUUUUUUUUGCAAUAGUGAAUAUGUAGUAACACAAAAUUUAACAGCACAAAAAAAACACCAUGUAGAGAUUAUUAUGUCAGAAAUGAAUAUAACAGUGUAAGGUUCUUAGCUUUUUAACAUGAGUUUCUGGGACAUGAAAUGCUUCUAAAAAAACCAAUCUGCCUAUACAUAUUUUUAGUUCACAUUUGCAGGUCAGCAAUUGUGGAGCAUUGUACGUGAUGGUAUUUCCAUGUUAAACAGUUUUAGAAUUGAUUGCUGGCAUCCAUCAGUUUGAUUAUAAGUUAGGUUUUGGAUUCAAGUCAAUAAAGCCCACUAGUCGUAAAGUGUUAGGGUUAAGAUCAUUACACAAUGCCAUACCAACCAGUAUCAAAAACACAAUUUGAAACCUGUGGGUGAAUUAGGACUGUUGCAAGUUGCGAUGUUCUUCAAAGCAAAAUGCGGGCAGACAGCUGAUGUUAAAACAUCGGUACCCCUUGGUCAUUGGACAUCUAAACAUUCAUUCUCCAACCUCUUCUCCGUAGCACACUUAUUUAUGUCGGACUAUAGCUUUUUAAUUUCAAAAGCAUUUCUGUUAUUAAUUUAUAUUCUACUUUGUACCCUUCCCCCUAAAAUUACCAAAGAUAUUACACAAAGGUAAAUUAUGUUCUCUGUUGUAUGCUUUAUCUUAUGAAGCCAAAUAUCCUCUUAUUGUUGAUCAAAGGAGGUGAAAGAAUUUAGAAGCAAAUGUCAAGAUAUGGGCUACGGCUAACCUGAGAAGGAUAACUGCUCCUUUAUUUAGAGUCUAAUUUAGAAGACCAAGUCGAUGGCUGAACCAAAGUUGUUGUUGCUGUUUUAAUUUGUGUUUCUUUACAGGGACCAAAUGUAUUUCUGUAAAGAAAGAGCUUUCUAGGCUAAAGCUAUGGAACAGUAUUAAGCAGAGGGAGCAUGCAAGGACAACAUUUCAUCUUGAGAAAGCAGGAGACUAGUCUAAAUUUCCUGCAAAACAAAGUAUGCUGAAAAGGAAACACAUAAUAUACGAAUGAGCUCUUGCAACUUAAACUGAACCAUAUAAUAGAAUUCGGUCUUGGCCUUACAAAUCUUACUCACUUUUGUUAAAAGCAAAUGCCAGGGCAAGUUCUGUUUAAUUUAGUUUAUGUGUGCACAGAAUUCUAGAAUGAUUGUGAUUAUUGUUGUGUGUGUUUUUGACCUUUGAAAUUUGGUCAGCAUCUUUCAUAUAGAAUAACACUCCUUGUCACCUUUUAAUCUUUGGUACCAUUCAAGUCAGUGGGAGAUUUGCCAUUAACUUCCACUGGAUGCAAACUGCAUUGUUUACUGACAGUGAAAUAUGUAAACACAACUGUUUUUCCUUCCCUGAUUUUUUUUAAAAUUUAUUUAAAGGAUGGCAAUCUGUGGUCAUUUGAAACAUUUUGAAACAAACCAUAUUCAGGCAGCUCCAUGGUGUGCAGAAGAUGGCCCGAUGGGAUCACACAAGCGAUCCCUGUGCUUCAAAUCUGAGUGGUUUUGCUGGUUAGCUUGGUAUUCUGAAAGGGGAUAAAAAUCUGGUAGAUUAGUUCAUUCUCAGCAUGUGUAGCUAGAUGAGUAAAGAUAACAGCAUGAGAAACUGUUAGUACGCAUACCUCAGUUCAAACUGUUAGGGAAUGAGUAAAUAAUUUUUUAAAAACUACAUUUCACUCAGUUGCACUUAGUUAUAUGUCUUGCAUGCAUAGUGUAAAGACUGUAGCAAAAUAAUAAAAAAGGAAAUUUUUAAAAAUUAGAUUACCAUAUCUUGCAGGUAUCACUGCCCUGCAGAAGAACCAAGAGAAAAAAAAUCUCGCUUUACAUCAAGCAAACUUCACUAUUUUUUACACAUUUCUGAUUGUGUCCCUUUCUAUGAUAACAAUUGUUCCUAUAGGGUGGGGUUUAUUAUGUUGUACAUAUAUAGCCCAAUGUGUCUCUGUGAUCCUUUGUCUUUUGGUGGGUGGGGGUGGGGUGGCAGGGGCAGGAAAUGGGUGGAGGGAGAAGGUCCCUUUUUUAAAUAAAAUAUUAUUCCUCAAAAGGAAUAAAUGCAUACCUGUUAAAACACCUUUUGCUUUUUGUGCAACUGCUUUAUAUUAACUAUACUUUUAAAAAUGCUUUGAAAAAAAUCCUACUGUAUGUAAUGGAAUUGCAGAAUAUGCUGCACAUAUAUUUUAUUUAGUUAUCCUUGCUUUAAGACUAUUGGAUGACACUUGCUGACAUGUGGGAGAAAAUCCCAAACUCUUUGUUUUGGUUUCGGCAGAUUUUUUUUUCCUUUUGGAUUUUAAAAUGUAACAUAGUUGACAGAUGAUCCCCACCCCCCGGUUAUGGAUCGAAUCAUUUUUGUACAGGUUUUUUUGUUGUUGCUGUUAUGCUGUUUUGUUUUUGUUUUAAAUACUUCCCCUCCCCUUCUGUUAUCCUUAUCACUGCCUAUUUCUGGCUGUCUUAUGGAAAAAAAGGAAAAAAAUGUUUUCUCCUGCUGCAGUAAAUACUUUGCAUGAUGAAUUCCAAGGUCACACUUUCAAAGUUUAUCAGUGAAGUAGUGAUUAAUAAUGGACAGUGUCAAAAUUAUUGAACUUUUGUAUAAAAAAAUACUUUACAAGGUGCCAAGAUGUAAAGACAAUUUGUUACAUGUUUUGUUUUUCUUUUCUUUUCUCUCAAAGAAAAGCGUACAUUAUGAAAGGAGUACCAUGUAUCAGGUAAACCACUGUCAGGAAUGAGAGUCAAAGCCUACCUUAUACACACACCUCUCCAUGGAACUAACUGGGCUCUCUUUCCUUCCCAUGCUGAGCAUUGGAUUGGGGCUAUCAGCUCUGAUCACCCUGCAGUGCAGGCUGGGGGGGGAAGAGUCAUCAUCCCAGGUGGACACCAAAUGUGGCAUUCUAGAUCUCUAGAGGGAGGUGAAUACCCUGCAUACAACCCCAAGGGCUGGAUGCAGCAGAUCCCAUUAUGUAACCUCUUGCAGCUACAGUAAGAGAGAUCUAUAGUCAGAAACCUGUUUUUGUGCAAAGAUCAUCCCUUCUCUGGAUCAGAACAACACAGCUGAAAUAUUUAAAACCUCCUGGAUUUCUACAUUUGACCAGAAGCAGAAGUAAGGGGUAGGGAGAGAAUCAAGGCUUAUGUUAAACAAACAAAGAGUUGAAUUCUCCUUUAGGAGAACCCAACCAUAACACCCAUGACCAGAUUCACGGGUGGGAGAAUUAAGUGAUGGGGAAGGGGUAGGAAUCUACAAAUAAUACAGAUCAUUAAAUAUUUUAUAUAUAAAUAUAUAUAAAAAUAUAUCAAAGUUUUAAAAAAAUAAUUUUGAACUAUUGUAGUUUUCAGAAUAUUGACAAGCUACAUUCCUUAUAGCAUGGAGAAUGUUUUAAACUCUUUUGGAAAGUUUUGGUAUCUUUUUGCUUAAUGUACUCGGACGGAAUUUUUAGAUGUCACAGAAAUAAUUUCUCAUUCUAAGUCUCAAACGUUACAUUUGCAGAUCUGUUCCACAUUUUUAACAAGCCCAGAGUUGGUAACAGAAUAUCUCCUUCCCAUAAGCCUUGAUGAAAAUGGUACAGUCCAGACUGUUAGCAUGGUGCUUCAUGUGUAUGUGCUGCCAGUAACAAGAAUCUCCUUUUUAUUUCAUUUUGUUUUUUGAGGCAUACAGGAACUCAUUCCUUACAUCAACUGUAAUUCCAUCAUUCCAUGUCUGUUGAUGCAGACAAUAAAAUGUUGUGUAGUCAGUACUUAUUACUGACAUUAUAGCAUUCUCUAAUGCAAUAAAAGUGCUGGUUGUUCA
Molecule: messenger RNA, 7488 nt
Organism: Rhineura floridana
Lineage: Eukaryota; Metazoa; Chordata; Lepidosauria; Squamata; Rhineuridae
Gene: FOXP1
Product: forkhead box P1
Exons: 21
Coding region: 534-2636 (700 amino acids)
Biological process (GO): regulation of transcription by RNA polymerase II
Cellular component (GO): nucleus
Molecular function (GO): DNA-binding transcription repressor activity, RNA polymerase II-specific; RNA polymerase II cis-regulatory region sequence-specific DNA binding
Source: RefSeq, a predicted model, not a curated record